AUGGAUAAAAACGGCAUUGUGUUGAUGCAAAGGUACAAAUCAGGUCGUCUCCUAGGUCAAGGCACGUUCGCAAAAGUUUACCACGCACGUAACCUAAAAACAGGAGAAAACGUAGCUAUCAAGGUAAUCGACAAGAAGAAAAUCGCAAAAGUCGGACUAAUCGACCAAACCAAACGAGAAAUCUCAGUAAUGCGUCUCGUCCAUCACCCAAACGUCGUCUUUCUCCACGAAGUCAUGGGCAAAACAAAGAUCUAUUUCGUGAUGGAAUAUGUUAAAGGCGGUGAGCUUUUUGACAAAGUAUGUAAGGGAAAGCUGAAAGAAGACGUUGCUCGAAAAUAAUUCCAGCAAUUGAUCGGUGCAAUCGAUUAUUGCCAUAGCCGCAGUGUUUACCACCGUGAUCUCAAACCAGAGAAUCUACUUCUAGACGAAAAUAGUGAUUUGAAAAUAUCUGAUUUUGGUCUUAGCGCGUUGAGAGAGUCUAAGAAACAAGAUGGCUUGCUACACACGACAUGUGGAACACCUGCUUACGUGGCGCCUGAAGUGAUCUCCAAGAAAGGUUAUGAUGGUGCUAAAGCUGAUGUUUGGUCUUGUGGAGUUGUGUUGUACGUAUUGUUAGCUGGUUUUCUUCCGUCCUCCUGGUUUAGAUGUCCUAACUGGUUUCCUCCUGAGGUCAAGAAGCUAUUAUCUAGGAUUUUGGAUCCUAACCCUAAUUCAAGAAUCAAGAUUGACAAAAUCAUGGAGAACUCUUGGUUUCAAAAGGGCUUCAAGAAGAUUGAAGAGCCUAAAUCGCCUGAUAGUAUGAUAGAAUCUCUAAUGAGCGACGUGCAUGCAGCUUUUGCUGUGCAGCCGAUGUGUUACACUGCAUUUGACCUAAUCUCUUCACUGGCUCAAGGGUUUGAUCUUUCGGGGUUGUUUGAGAAAGAAGAGCGAUCGGGAUCAAUGUUUACGACAAAGAAAGAAGCGAAAGAGAUAGUGUCGAAGUUUGAAGAGAUAGCUACGAGUAGUGAGAGAUUUGAUUUGAAGAAGAUCAAUGUAGGAGUGAUCAAGAUGGAAGAUAGAAGGGAAGGACGAAAAGGACAAGUUGCGAUUGAGGUUGAGAUAUUUGAAGUGACAAAGAGUUUUAAUAUGGUUGAGUUUAAGAAAAGUGGAGGUGAUACGAUGGAGUAUAAACAAUUUUGUGAUCGUGAGCUUAAGCCUUCCUCGAAAGAUAUUGUUUGGAAAUGGCAAGGAAACUAG
Messenger RNA from Brassica oleracea var. oleracea, 1236 nucleotides. Its product is annotated as CBL-interacting serine/threonine-protein kinase 20. The record is from RefSeq and is a predicted model, not a curated record. Gene Ontology annotation, molecular function: ATP binding; protein kinase activity. Gene Ontology annotation, biological process: signal transduction; protein phosphorylation. NCBI's taxonomy places the organism in Eukaryota, Viridiplantae, Streptophyta, Magnoliopsida, Brassicales, Brassicaceae.